This is a messenger RNA of Penicillium canescens, 588 nucleotides long. RefSeq lists its product as uncharacterized. The coding region runs from base 1 to 588 and encodes 195 amino acids. The transcript is spliced from 3 exons. Lineage: Eukaryota; Fungi; Ascomycota; Eurotiomycetes; Eurotiales; Aspergillaceae. The record is from RefSeq and is a predicted model, not a curated record.
AUGGUUUAUGACUUCGAGGAACAUAAAGAGGAGAAAUCGCCGUUCGAGGACAUUUUGACCCGUGACACCAUGGAAAUGGAUGGCAACAUACAUUGGAAUGGAGCAAGUGGAGAUACCGCCAGUGAGAUCGCACAAAACAGGGCCAACCUCAUGUGUGAUGAAAUCAGAAAACCUGCUAGAAAGAUACAGACAAUCAGUGAUGCAGAAUGGGAUAAAUGGGUCGAAGAGGCACGGAAGAGAAGGGUCCUCAGGGAAAAGGCAGUGCAGGACGAACAGGUGUUGAAGUACCUGAGAGAAAAACGAAUCAAGUUCCAGAUGAAGCGAGCCGAAAUGUACGAAAAUCAACUGGCACGGGAUGCCGAACGGGACAAUAGGCACCGUCAGUGGUACGAGGCUUUUUUCAACCAAUUCCAUGAUAUGGAUGACCUUGAUGAAUUUCCUGCUGGAACAUGGAAGGCGGGUACGCCAGAGGUCGGCCUAUUGCAUAGGCUGCGCAAAUUGCAGGAUCGCACCAUGAAGGAUGCAACCGAUUACUUUCAUGGAGUUGUAACAAGAAAGGACCCCAAAACUGGGAACCAGGUAUUUUAG